AUGUCGCUCUUCGGUUCUUCGCCGGGGCGCUCGUCGGACAGCGACGACGACCGUUCGCUUCGCUCUCCCUCGCGCGCCUCUUCCGCUGGGCUCUCGGAUCCUGAAGACGCGCAGCGCUCGGCAGGCAAUGAGCGAGAGGACGCCUCCUCCCUCCGUGAGGAGGCUGCCAAGUUCCUCUGGGGGGGGUCUGAGGACGAGAAGGAAGACGAGGGCGAGAACGACUUGCUCGACGCGGACGACUACAUCCAGGCGUCUUCCUCCUCCGCCGCAAAGCUGACGGCUCAGCCUGGCUUCUCGGCUGACGGCGAAGACGAGACGUUCGAUGAAGAAGUGCCGUACGCCCCGCGGUUGCUGCUCAAGGACGCGGAGGCUCGAAGUCGGAAGGAAAAACUCCUCUUCGCCGCCUUCAACUCUCUCACACACACAGAAGUCCUCCUCUCGCACGCGGCCGACCUAGCCACUCACGUCUCGCGUGUACAUACAGCGGGUCAAGGCAGCGAAGGCGCCUCGCUGCAAGCUGUCCCGCGCCUCUCCGACGAGCACAGACGCCGACGGAGUCUGUCGGCGGCCCCGCACGCCCCGCGGCUGUCUCUCUCAAGUCGCAAGUCGUGGGAAGCCGAACAGGACGCGGAGAAGCGCCCCGUGAUCGGCAGGCCUUCCCGGUCUCCUCGGUCUUCGCAAACGCUCGAUCAGGCCAGCCGACCGCCCGCGUUUUCCGAGGCGCACUCGGACGCAAGCGCGCAGCCGCACCCUUUGCGCGCUUCCUUCUCGUCGCGCUCCUCCUCCGCGUCCGGAGGCGAGACAGGCAAAGCCCCCGCAGCGGGACAGCUCGCGCCAAAAAUGAUGAAAGUGAUGCGCGAAAUCUUCGGAAAACGGAAACCUGUGGGGCGCUUCGGAGGGUAUGGACAGCUUGCCGCGGGUCGGCGCGACGGCCACGCAGCGAAGCCGAAUGCGGCUGCAGCGUCUCAGGCGGGAUAUCCGACGCCUUCCCCUCCACCGGCGACUUCAGACCCCGUCGCGCAAAAACCGCUCGCGUCUCCGCCCGUCCUCGCACAGGCCGGGCAAAAGGUGUCGGUGACUGUCACCGACGAAGCGGUGCGGCAACUCAAGGACAUCAAUCUUCUGUUGAAGCGCGAAGGCUGCGCAGGCAGCUUGAGACGCCAGAGAGCGCAGGAGCUCUACGACUUUGAAGAUGGCCACAUGCUCUACCAACAUCCGCGGUUCUGCGCCACUGCGAUCUUUCGCGAGAACCUCGUCGCUCGCCGCCUCGCGCCUCUCUGGACCGCCAUCGCUGCGCGCUACGAUGCCGUCGAAGGCUCCGACGACGCACAGCAAAUCGAACAGCAACAGCACCUCCUCGUCCAGCUUCUCCGCUGUCUUGCAUUCCUCGCUGCGGCGCCGCCUCUCGAUUGGAUUCAGUACUGGAUGAAGUUUGCGCCGUGGUUGGACGACUUGAAGCGGACAGACGAUUUCCGGAAGAAGGAGAAAAAACGGAUCGAAGAGCUCCGCGCGAGGCGUCGCAGGCUCGGCCUCCCACCCUCUGAGGCGGAGAAGGAGACCGAGGAGAAGUUCUUCCGAGACGAGGAGCUGCAUCGAGAUCCACCCGUCCAGGAGGAAAGACGCCUGCGAAGCCACAUCAUUAUGAAAUACUACCGAGGCAUGCAGGAUGCCAAGAAAGCCCUGUGCUGUCCCGCCCUGUGGCAACUGCUGGCGUCGGUGUUUGUUGACAAACAAGACUUCGUCGACCGCGGAGGCAGAACGGCGGAGCAGCAACGUCGCUUGGACGGGCUGGCCGCGGAGCGCGAGGCGCUGUACAAGCGAGAGAAAGAAAUGAAGAGUCGCCUGCGGGAACUGGAAGAAGAGAACGCGCAAGAGAUGGAUGGCGCGGCAGACAGCCUGCCGAAGCAUCGUCUGAAGCGUGCGUCGGUUGGCGCGAAGGCGGCGCUGGAGGAGGAAAUGCGGGCACUGAAGAGCGAGAUGGAGGCGCUUCGCGAGGACAUUUUUGAGAUCACUGAGACUCUCCACGACCUCAAUCGAGCGAACCGCGAAGAGCUCGAGAAGGCCGAAGCACUCAUCGACAAUCUGCGCAUGCUCGUGUGCGCCGUCUUCCUCAUGCCGCCCUCCCUCCCCAAGUCUGUUGCCAUGACGCCUGGCAGUCAACUCUCUCUCGUCAUCGCGAUGCUCCAACAGAGGAAAGAAAAAGCUCUCGCCCUCUCCCCGCUCCAUCCUGGAGGCUUCAGUUUAAUGCACCUUUUCCUUCGAGACACUCAGUCCGAUCUGUUCAGCAGAAUGCAGAAGGCGUUUUCUCUCGUCGAACUCGCCUCCUCCUCCAAUCCUCAAGAGCAGGAGUUUUACGACAUUGAGAAGAUGACGGGAGGUUUGGGACGGUGGGCCGUGACGCACGUGCAUGCAGAAUUGAUGGAGAGAAUCUGGAUGGUUCUCCGCACCGUCCACGGCCUCGUCUCGGCCGUCCCGCCUCUCGCCUUCGCAGAGCUGGUCGCCGAGAUCACGGCGGGCGUUCCUUCUUCGUCUUCCGCCCCUCAGCCUGGGCCUUCUCGGGCUGCGGGGCGUUCGCGGUUCGCCGCCUGCAACCUCCAGAAGACGUCCCACGAGUACAUCCAGUUUCUCUCUCGGCUGGAUCCCCUGAAGGCGCGGCAGGUGCUGCUGGCCGAGCGCGUCGUUGCGGCCGAGCAGCGAAAUCGCAAAGUUGCGCAGGUGCGCGUCUUCCGCGACCAGAAUCGCUUCGUGAACUACGAACGCCUCUUCCUCUUCCGCUCCCUGGCGUUGCGACCGCUCGACCUCGAGGAAGAGAUCGGGGAAGGCCUGGAAGGACACGAUCAGUCGCCGGGAAAGGAGACGCCGACGUCCGCACGCGUCGCCACGGCAGACGGGGGCGAUGUGCGGUCCGACGCGGGCGAGGCAGGCGAGAAAGCGCGGAACGCCGUCUCCUCUUCCGCUGCGUCUUCGGGCGCAGUGCGGUCGGCGACGGCCAGGCACGGCCCUCCCGCCGCGUUCGCUUCCAAGGCUGCCUGGCUGAAGACGGCGUUGUCGAGGGAGGAUCUCCGUUCGUUGCAGAAAUUGAUUUCUGGGUUCUUGGGUAUCGACGAGCAGUUCACGGCGCCGGUUAACCCGGAGACCCACGAAAACGACAUGUACUGCGGUCGGUUCUACUCGCUCGCGUUCCUCGUCGAAGCAGCGAUCAAAGAACUCCUCAGAGAAGUCGACACCGACUAUCACUGUCCCUGGGAUGCAGAGCUGCUGCUCAACCUGAUUUCUUGGAUUUUCGCGUACCAAGUGACCUACUUCAAGGCGGUGAAUCGGCUGCGCCUGGCCCGCCGGUCUUCGGCCCCGCUUCUGGACCGCAUCGACAUGAUUUUCUGCUUGCAAGGCUUUGAGACGGCGCUGAUUCAGGACUACCUCGUCGGGCUCUUCCACCGCGCCGUGUUUGUUUUGUCGCUGUCGCGCGGGUCGAGGCCGCUCCUGCUCUCCUGUCUGCAGUGUCUCCGACAGCUUCUGCGCCUUCUUCAGGUCCACGUGAACUCGAAGAAGACGGAGAUCGUCGACGCCGUGAAGACACAACUCGCCUCCUGGAUCAAGCGCGGGGUGAUCGGGACGCUCGCCCACGUCAUGAAGACGUUCAAAGGCUCUUCCUUCGAGGCGGACGUCUUCCUGUACGCUCUGGAAAUCGUCCUCAUCUUCGCCUCGCUCCUCCAAGCAGUCGGCGGGAGAAUCGAAGUCGUCGGCCUCCCGCGCAGAGGCCUCGGCAUGCAGCGAAGAGGCGGUCGCAGCCGCGGGAGCCUCCUGAUGGACGACGAAGACGGACCAGGUCCAGAUGGGGCCUUCCCUGGAGAUGCCGGAGACGCCCCGGGCCUUCCCACAGGCUCCAGGGAAGUCUCCGUCGACGACGUUGUCAGAGAGUUCCUCAGAGGCGAGAUCGUGCACCAGGCGAUGCAAAUCCUGGCGCACUACUCCACGAACGCGGUCGCGGUGAAUUCUGCAGUGAUUUCCUUUUUCGAGUUAAUUCUUUCGUACAAGCACGGACAGCCGGAGAACGCGGCGUUCUUCUUCGACGUCUCCUACUUCCUCGUGUUCCGAAACAUGUUGAACGACCGCGCGGCGCGCACAGACCCGCGGGUCUCGUGGAUCCUCAACUUCGCAGAAGACAUCGUGGAGCGCUUCUUCUUCCUCUGGGGCGGAGACGAUGCAGAGACAGGGCGAGACGCAGAGACGGGGCCGGGGGACGGGGUCGGAUCGGACAAGAGACAGGACGCGAGCGCGGUGGGCGAGUCUGUUCCGCGGGAAGAAGGCCAGGCCAGCGCGGCUGAGGGGCAAAAUGGCAACGCCUUUCUCCCCUUGGAGUUGCUGUUUUCGAAGAAGAAGACGGGGCGCGCAGGAUUCGACAACUCGCCGGCGGACGUCUUUUGCCCGACCUCGGAAGGUUCCUUCGCCUCGCUGUUCUCCAACUACCGCACAGGCUCCGACGCGCUGCUCCUCGCGGCGAUGGAGGAACAGCUCAAGACGCACGGUUUCGUGGCUCCACUCGACGCAGCCGCAGAGUGUCGCAGAAACCUCGGCGACGACUUGGGCUUUGCGGGCCGAGACGCCGCGAACAAAUUCGACAAGCACGAAGACGAACUCCUCAUUCGCGAAUUCCUCACGUACAGAGACAUCAACAACUGGGACCAGUACAUUGCGACAACGCUGGGGAAGACGGCGCGCGCAGUUCGGAAGCGGCUGCAGCAACUGCGUCUGACGAAUCCAGAGCUUUUCCCUUCGGACUUCUCUCCGGACGAAGACGCGCUCCUCUCUUCGCGCCGAACCUCCGUCGACGCGGGAGCGCCUGCCGCGUCGCCCGCCUCUGCAGUGCCUCCGCUGCUGGCCGCCGUGCAGACCCUCUGGGAGCGUUUCUUGGCUUCGCGUUUGCCGAGCGAACAGGAGCCGCCCAGUUUCUCCCGAUUCCUCCAGAGCCUCGCUGAUAACUUCGCAGACGCCUGUCGCCUCAGGGAAGUGUUGCGCAUGGACGCGCUGAGCGAAGCGAGCGAGGCGGGGCGCGCGAGCGGCGUCUGGGAAGCGGUGGCUGUAGAAGAGCCGCUGGAGGGCGGCGAGGCCGCAGUCGAGCUGCUGGCCAGCGCGGAGUUCGCGCGGCUGAUGCAGGCGAUGGGCGCAGAGAGGCGCGAAGGCCGAAAGGACGCAGGCGCGCCGGACGAGGGCGUGUGGCGAAUUCCCGCCGAACACCCGCAAGAAAUCCUCGAAGCCGCCGUCAAGAAACUCAAGGAACUCGUCGCGCUCGACCACGAGGAACUCGCCGCACUCGCCGCCCAGCACAUGCAGCGCGAACGUCAGCGAGACGAAGUCCGCGCAAACCGGUUGAAGCGGCGCCCGUUCGUGUUCAAUUCUGCCUCUCUCGCCGAGGCGCUCUUGAACUUCCGAUUCUUCCUCCAGGGUCUCGAGGACGAACAGGCGAGAAGGGCAAGCGCCGACGUGGGGGACGAACGGGGAGAGGCUGGCUUUGAGGCAGGGCGACGCGGCGAAGGCGGAGGCCUUUUUGCUUCCGAGACGCCCGCAGAGCGUGGCGACGGCGCGCGCACGGGCGAGCCUGCAGAUUCUGUGUGUAGCCUUUCAGGCGUUUUCCGCGACAAGUCGGCAGACGCCAUCCUCACCGACCUCCUCACAGUCUUCAAGAGUCUCUCGGCGAAGCUCUUGGCGAGGCGCGAAGCCGGCGAAGAGCCGGAAGACAAGGAACGGGACGCACUCGAACUGAGAGUGGAGCAGUUCGCCUGGUUCGCUUGCGAGAGCAUUGGAGAAUCCACACAGCUCCGAAGGACUCUCGCUGUCAUGGGAUGCUUCCGCGACUUCCCAGGCGCACAAGACGAAGAAGGCGACGCGCAGAUUCUCUGGCAAGUGCCCUUGGAUGUCGAUGCUGAAAUCUUCGACGACCGUGUAGAUGCCUUCGCAAACUUCGCUGCCAAAGGUCUCGACGAACUGGAGAUGCUUGUCCAAGGGGUUCGCGGCGACCAGGUGGGGCGGAGCCGGCGGGACGAAGACGAGGAGACGUGGGACGACGAGGCCGUUUCUGCCCAGGCUUCUUCGCAAGGGAGGAGCAAGAAGCACGAGAGUCGCGGUGGCCGCGAGCACGGGAAGAAGGGUUGUUCGCCUUCGCGCCGCAAAAAGAAAGACAAGAGAGACAAGCGCAGUCGCCCGCUGCUGCUGACUCUGGAGAAGCUGAAGAAGGCAGCGGCUUCGGGUUCAGGUCUUCUCCCGGAGAAGCCGUCGACACGCCACCGCUACCUCCUGGCGUCGAAGUUGUUUUUGUGGAGAGAGUUUUUGGAAAGCGACGAAAUCAACCGAGAGUUGCUCCACGGCGACCGGCCGCUCCAGAGACUCCUCGCCUGUCUCCGGCAGUGGAACACGGAGAGACUUGCGGUGCUCGAACGCGCUGCGGAAGAGGCGGGCGACAGCGACGAGGAGGCCGCGAUCGUUCGCCGGAACCGGGUGCCGCACCUCGUUCUGACGGCCUGCAGGGAGCAGGAAGAAGAAGUCGCCUUCUCUGCUUCCGCGGCGGAGGGCGGUGAGGACGGGGACAUGGACGAGGAUGCAGAGGGUGGAGAGCGAAAAGGGCGGCCCGCAGCGGGCGAAGAGACAGAAGAGGCAGGCGUGCGCUUUCGAGUCUUUCGAGGGGUUCUCCCGAACGUCGCAGCCGGCCUGUGGGUGUGUGCCGCACUGGGCGGGAAGCCUGUGGAAAUGUCUGAGAACCGCGAGUUCCUCUGGCGGGCUGAGGAGCGCUACCUCCCUGCUUCCUGGCUCCGCAAGCAGCUGCGGAUUCUCGAGUUAGUUCUCCUGAACCCUCACAUGCAGACGGCGGCGGGCGUCCAGGUCGAGCUCGGGUUGAUCCGCGAGGCCAUGGAGCGGGAAGAAGCCCAGAGGCAGGAAGAAGAAGCGGAGAGGCAGGAGGAAGAGGAGCGUCGCCUGGACGAAAAUGGGAGGCCUGCAGAGGACGAUGCGGAGACAGCGGACGGAAGGGGCGACGCGGGGAGGAGUCGAGAGCAGGAACGGAAGCAGAAGGUAAAGCGCCGAGAGGAAGACGGUAUGGGAGACGACCAGAGCGUUUCGGCCGAUAAGAAGCACGAGGGAGUGGCCAAGAGCAAAACGUCGGAACAGGCCGUGGAAGAGGGCGGAGAGGCGCCAGAGGAAGACGACUUCGACUUGGUUCCCGAACCCGACGAGCCGGCAGAUCCGACGUGUUCUCUCUCGCCUAGGAAGGAGACGGAAGAGCACUCCGACUUGGAUGAAGACUACGAGAUGUUUCUUGAGCCUUCGGACGCGGCACUGUCGGACGACGCGUUGUUCGACGUGUGGGAUGUGGUGGGGAGUGGGGACGAAGGAGACGAACCGGAGCGCGGUUCACGCGGGGCCAGAGACGAGGGCGCUGAUGGCGCAGAUCUGCUGACGUGCCUCAUUGACGAUCUCCAGAGCUUCCAGAAGCGCCGUUCGCCGUCGGCGAAGAAGCCAAGUGGAGACGGUCAGCGCCAAAAGAAAAGAGGGAGAGAGACCGUCGAGAGCGGCGCUCCGGAAGCCUCGGAGAGAACUGCAUACGAAGCUGAUGCAGGCGACAAAGAAAAUGCAGUGCACAACGUUGCGGAGAGGAAAACGAGAACAGGCGGAGAUAUUGACAGAGUGAAGCGGCUCAUGCGAAGCCUGGAUACGACCUUCGCAGAGUUAGAACAGGUCCAGGAAAGCUAA
Molecule: messenger RNA, 7740 nt
Organism: Neospora caninum
Lineage: Eukaryota; Apicomplexa; Conoidasida; Eucoccidiorida; Sarcocystidae
Exons: 17
Coding region: 1-7740 (2579 amino acids)
Biological process (GO): replication fork arrest; DNA repair; DNA replication checkpoint signaling
Cellular component (GO): replication fork protection complex
Molecular function (GO): DNA binding
Source: RefSeq, a predicted model, not a curated record